This is a messenger RNA of Heterobasidion irregulare TC 32-1, 2033 nucleotides long. RefSeq lists its product as uncharacterized. The transcript is spliced from 11 exons. Lineage: Eukaryota; Fungi; Basidiomycota; Agaricomycetes; Russulales; Bondarzewiaceae. The coding region runs from base 1 to 1941 and encodes 646 amino acids. Gene Ontology annotation, cellular component: Golgi membrane. The record is from RefSeq and is a predicted model, not a curated record. Gene Ontology annotation, biological process: intracellular protein transport; vesicle-mediated transport.
AUGGAUGUCGUAAAGGCUGUCGAUACAUACAUCACGAAGAUGGUAUCGGUCCCUUCAGCGAUGAAGGUGUUCUUGUUGGAUACACACACGACGCCCAUUGUAUCCCUGGCUUCAACUCAAUCAACAUUGCUGUCCCAUCAAGUCUAUCUUACAGACCGCAUAGACAACAAGAAGCGAGACCGGAUGCCCCACAUGAAGUGUGUAUGCUUUUUGCGGAAUUGUGAUGAAAGCUUGGAUGCUUUAGAGGCUGAACUUCGGGAGCCGAACUAUGGAGAAUACUACCUGUACUUCAGUAACAUACUUAGCAAGACUGCCAUCGAGCGUCUAGCUGAUGCGGAUGAAUUCGAAGUCGUCAGGGAAGUGCAGGAAUAUUUCGCAGAUUAUGCACCCCUCCUUCCCUCUCUGUUCUCGCUGAACCACCCUCCUUCCUCUUCGAAGCCACUGUUCGGUUCGUCGCCAAACACAUGGGACCCCAAAGCGUUGCGAUACACUGUUCAGGGUCUCAUAUCAGUGUUGCUUAGCUUGAAGAAGAAGCCCGUGAUUCGGUACGAGAAGAUGAGUGCUAUGGCGAAGAAGUUGGCCGUUGAAGUUCAGCACUGCGUUCAAUCGGAAUCCCAACUAUUCGAUUUUCGGCUGACACAAGUCCCGCCAUUGCUCCUGAUCCUCGACAGACGAAAUGACCCAGUGACGCCCAUCCUUUCACAAUGGACUUACCAGGCUAUGGUGCACGAGCUUUUUGGAAUACAAAAUGGCCGUGUCGAUAUGACCCAAGUGCCAGAUAUUCGACCGGAGCUUUCUGAAAUCACAUUAACGACUUCGACGGACCCGUUUUUCCAAGCUCAUCAUCUAGCCACUUUCGGCGACCUCGGGACUUCUCUCAAGUCCUACGUGCAGUCUUAUCAGGCACGCUCCCUUGCCCAGAACCCUGCAACUAUAAAUUCCAUUACAGAUAUGAAGCGUUUCGUGGAGGAGUAUCCCGAAUUUAGGAAGCUUGGUGGGAACGUGAGCAAGCAUGUGGCUCUAGUCGGUGAGCUGAGUCGACUUGUCGGGAAAGAGAAGUUGUUGGAAAUUGGUGAGGUUGAGCAAGGCCUUGCAACGUCGGCAGGGGCGGAUAUCAAGAGUGUGCAAACGUUCAUCACAGAUAACGCUGUUUCUCCCAGGGCGAAACUUCGCCUUGUCAUUCUGUAUGCUCUGCGGUAUCAAAAGACGCAGGCAAGCAACAUCGCAUCACUUAUCAACCUCGCAUUGCAAAACGGCGUCCGGCGGGAAGAUGCUCGUCUGGUCUACGUAGUGCUCAAUAUAGCUGGUUCGGAUCAGCGGCAAGAUGAUUUGUUCUCUACUGAGUCUUUACUUGCGAUGGGUCGCUCCGCCUUGAAAGGAUUAAAGGGUGUAGAGAAUGUGUACAUGCAGCACACUCCCCAUCUGUCACAGACGCUGGAGAAUCUUUUCAGAGGGCGUUUAAAAGACACAAGCUAUCCAUUCCUAGAAUCAGCGGGUCCGAACGCUGGUUUACAGAGGCGCGCUCUCCUAUCUUCACCGCAAGAUGUGAUAAUCUUCAUGAUUGGCGGCACAACAUAUGAGGAAGCGAGGGCGAUUGCUCUCCUUAACCAGGAUGGCACAGCUAUUGGUACCGGGGGAGCUCGUUUCCUGCUGGGAGGAAGCUGCAUUCAUAACUCAUCGAGUUUCCUUGACAUGGUCAGCUCUGCAGCGGCAGGCUUCCCUUCUUCGAUUUAUGAACCGCCACCGGAGUCAGCUUCAAAUGCUCCGGCAUUGAAUUUGAACCUAGGGAGUGUCAAUGUCAGUAUCGGUGGUCCCGGAGGGGCAGGGGUAUACAGGACCAGCGGGGACAACGUGGGCGUCCAGGCGGAUGGGAUCAGAGACGGGGUGAGGAGUCUCAUCGGAAAGGUGAAGCAAGGCGUGGACCGCAUAGGACUUCAGUAGGCGGUAUGCACAUGAGUAUUUAUCUAUACCUGGACGUUCUUGCGGUCUACUCGUCAACGGCAAUAUAUUUCGGCAGAUCGGUGAUUCAGAGG